Molecule: messenger RNA, 1042 nt
Organism: Syngnathus typhle (broad-nosed pipefish)
Lineage: Eukaryota; Metazoa; Chordata; Actinopteri; Syngnathiformes; Syngnathidae
Product: immunoglobulin-binding protein Sbi
Exons: 4
Coding region: 222-881 (219 amino acids)
Source: RefSeq, a predicted model, not a curated record
GACCUCAACAGCUCGCUUUUGAAAUUCACUAUCAGGUGCUCCGUCGUGGCGUUUUAUUUAAGUUUAAGUCAGGAGAAUUCUUGCAAAAUUUGAUCAACCAGAGCUUGUGCUGAGGGGAAGCGCGCAUUAAGUUAACUAAGCGGUGUUAUGCCUUCAAUUCAAAUCGUUUUUUUUUUUUUUUACCACACUUGACGAAAAGCCCCCGAGGCUGAAUAUACGGGAUGAAGUUUCAACUGUUGACGCCUCUGACCAUUGCGUUGACCGUAGUCCUUGUGGUUGUCAUUAAAACCCGCAAACAAGAACACGACAAAGCGGACAAACAAAACAAAUUCGAGAGCAUGAAAGUGCGGGUUACCAACGACGUGGUGGCAGAGUAUCAAACGCAAAAGAUCACCAUGGAGAACCGCAUCGACAGCGCUCGAAAGGAGGAGAAAGAUUUGCAGACUGACGUGGAGUCGUAUGAACAGAGAGUGGUGAAAAAGAACAUAGAGGUGGAAGCGUGCCAAGGAGCUGUGGUAUCAUUGAAAGAUGGGGUGGCUAAUCUGGAAAGAGAACUCCAAAAUCUACGCGGUGAGACGAGUAAAGAGAAAACCUCGUGGCUUGCCAAACUGGAAUCACUGAAAAAGGAACUACAGAUGCCGAGUGCAGUCUGCCCCUUUUUGAAGAAAGGAGUCGAUUCCGCAAGCAAAUUAUGUGACAGUGAGACAGAGAAAGUAGAGGCACCUAAGGCAGAGGCUGCCAAACCAGACGCACCUAAAGCAGAACUCCCCAAACCAGACGCACCAAAGGCAGAGAUCCCCAAACCGGACCCACCAAAGGCAGAGAUCCCCAAACCAGACGCACCAAAGGCAGAAGCUCCUAAAAUAAAAGCAAAGGGUUGAAGCCAGUCCAUAGGCCUGACUGUGACACAGAGGGAACGUCUAAUGUUAAAACUCCAUUAUUUUUCUUCAAAUGUUGUACCGCUACUGGACUUGCCAGAUUGGAUAUCACUUUCAACACAUUAUUUAUUUUUGUUGAAUAAAUAAAAAGAUCUCUCAACGUC